Messenger RNA from Pelagomonas calceolata, 1389 nucleotides. NCBI's taxonomy places the organism in Eukaryota, Pelagophyceae, Pelagomonadales, Pelagomonadaceae. The record is from the annotation of a GenBank genome assembly.
CGCCUCCCAGGCUGCAAGAGUGACGCCUCUGUCCGCAGGGUUGCGCCGCUCGCGGCACCAGAGAGGCAGUUUGGCACUGCAGAGAGGCAGUUUGGCACUGCACCAAUCGCACACAUGUCCGUUUUCCCCACGCGCAUACGCUGGCGGUCCGUCUGGGCCGCCGCGCGACGGAGAGCGGCGGCGGCGCGCUGCCUCCAGACGCGCCGCGCGACGGCACCGGCACGGACCUUCGCGACGACGCCGCCGCAGCACGGCCUCGACGACGUCGGCGCCGCGAGCCUCGACUGGCCGCGUUUAGGGUUUGACUUCCAGAAGACGAAUGGGUUUGUGAAGCACACGUGGGUCAACGGCAAGUGGGACGACGGCGAGUGGGAGCCCGAGCCCUUCCUCAAACUACAUGUGAUGAGCGCGGCGAUCCACUACGGCCAGGGCGUCUACGAAGGCGCGAAGGCCCACCACUGCAAAGACGGCUCCGUGCGGCUGUGGAACAUCCAGGCGAACGCCCAUCGGAUGUUGGAGGGUUGUGAAAGGAUGAUGAUGCCCGCCGUGCCGCCGGAGAUGUUUAUCCGGGCGUGCGAGUGGUGCGUCGCCGCGAAUCGGGCGUAUAUCCCGCCCUACGGCACGGGCGGGGCUUUGUACCUGCGGCCCUACAUUUUUGGGCAUGGGCCGCAGUUAGGCUUGUCGGCGGCGCCGCAAUUCCACUUUUGUGUCCUCGCGAUGCCCGUGUCCUCAUACUACGCGGGCGGCCUCCAGCCGAUUGAUGUGCUAGUCGCACACGACGCGGAUCGAGCCGCCCCGCAGGGCGUGGGCCACGUCAAGGCCUCGGGCAACUACGGCUCGGAUAUCCGCGUGUCCAUCGACGCGAGAGCGGAGGGCUACCCUACGGUGCUAUACCUCGACCCCAAAGAAAAACGAUAUAUCGAAGAGUUCAGCGUGUCGAACUUCAUCGGCAUCAAGGAUAACACGUACGUGACGCCCGACUCGCCUACCAUUCUUAGGAGUGCGACAAAUGACAUGCUCAUGGACCUCGCGGCGUCGGACGCGUUCGGCAUGAAGGUCGAGCGACGGCCGGUGGACGUGGCCGAACUAGGAGACUUCCGCGAGGUGGCCGGGUGUGGGACCGCGGUGGUGAUGAUGGGCGUGAAAAGCAUCACUAAUCAAAACACCGUGCACCGGUACGAGAGCAUAGAGCGCGUCGAGGCGCUCUACAACCACUACCGAGCGAUUCAAUUCGGCGAAAAGCCGGACCCCUUCGGCUGGGGGACGGUGUGCCCGCCGCUAGCCGACGUCGCCGCCGCGUGAGCAACGCGAGAGCGUCUCGAACGCUCUAUCGCUUCCCCUCUCUCUUGCGCAAAGCUCCUGUUAAUAUGAACAAACUAUAGAAGAGUC